This is a messenger RNA of Sphaeroforma arctica JP610, 782 nucleotides long. RefSeq lists its product as hypothetical. Lineage: Eukaryota; Ichthyosporea; Ichthyophonida. The coding region runs from base 51 to 734 and encodes 227 amino acids. The transcript is spliced from 7 exons. Gene Ontology annotation, molecular function: phosphatase activity. The record is from RefSeq and is a predicted model, not a curated record.
AGGGGAAGAAGGUGGUAUUUGUAACAAACAACAGUACCAAGUCCAGGGAUAUGUAUGGAGACAAAAUGGCCGGCAUGGGGUUCAAAGGCAUCACACCGGAUAUGGUCAUCGGCUCUGCCUUUGCCGCGGCCUACUACAUCAAGCACGAAAUGAAGCUCACAGGGAAGGUCUACGUGAUUGGCGAGAAGGGUAUUGCUGUGUCCAUGGCGGAGGAAGGGAUCACUAUAGCUGGAAUGGAGGAAGACAACCACGUGUGGGAUCCCGUUGCCAUGGAGAAUUGGGAGCCUGAUCCGGAAGUGGCGGCUGUGCUGUUCGGUCUGGAUACUGAAAUGAACUACACUAAGGUGACGAAAGCAACUAGAUACUUGAGCAACCCAGAUGUGAAAUUCAUUGCAACAAACGCCGAUAUGACCUUCCCCUUCCGAACCUUCAAGGCCCCUGGCACUGGUGCGAUGUUGGCUCUGCUCAAAGCAGCAACCGGCCGUGAUCCGCUUGUCACUGGAAAGCCCAACAAGCCCAUGCGCGAUGUCGUGCUGCACAAGUUCGACCUUGACCCAUCCCGAACGCUGAUGAUCGGCGAUCGUUUAGAUACCGAUAUUGAAUUUGGCCUGCAAGGAGGCAUGAAGACGCUGAUGGUUCUAUCAGGCAUCUCAACGGAAGCCGAGAUUCAGAAACCUGGCGCUCCGACAGUACCGCACUUCUAUGCAGAUUCCAUCGCGGCCCUCAAAGACUAGCUACUGAGUAUAGAAUCAGGUAUCGCAAUAAAGUAAAAAUUUAGUGAC